AUGCUAUUCAUUAGAGAUCUGCAUUCAGGAAAUAUAUUAUAUCGUAAGUAUACCAAUGAGUGGUAUAUUUGUGAUCUUGGAUUUUGUGGGCCUAUUGAUAAACCUUUAAAAAGCGCAUAUGGAAAUCUUCCUUACAUAGCACCAGAAGUUAUAUUUGGAAAAGAAAGUAGUAAAGCAUCAGAUAUUUACAGUAUAGGAAUGCUUAUGUGGGAGAUUUCAUCUGAACAACCACCCUUUGCUUGUUUUGAUCAUAAUUAUGAUCUUGUAAUGAAUAUAGUGAAUGGAAUGAGACCAAAUAUAGUUUCAAACAUUCCAUUAGAAUAUAAGAAAUUAAUGAUACAAUGUUGGGAUGCUGAUCCAUUAAAGAGACCCGAUGCUUUAACUCUUUAG
Funneliformis geosporum is the source of this 390-nucleotide messenger RNA. The record is from the annotation of a GenBank genome assembly. NCBI's taxonomy places the organism in Eukaryota, Fungi, Glomeromycota, Glomeromycetes, Glomerales, Glomeraceae.